AAAACUUACUUAACACGGGUCCGGGACAAAAAAUCAUUUGAACACUGCUUGAUCAUCUAAACACGAGGUAAACGGUAAAGUAAACUUAGAUGCAGACGUUUAAUAUUCGUUAAGCUUACUAUCACAUGCAUGCUUGUCUCGGACAGUCUGUUUUUCUGCGCAAUAUGGCUCUGAGAAGUUUCACUCGUCUGCUGUCAAGCACCCCAAAAUGUGCAGCUGUCAGUGCGUGCCGAGCCCAGAGUACAACUGCGGCUUCUGCCAAAGUUAAUGAUGCUGAAGAAAUCAAAAAGGCUCCCAAGGGAGCCAAGGUGCCAUUCAACUGGCGAGACGCUCUGAACUUGGAGGGUCAGUUGACAGAGGAGGAGGUGAUGAUCCGGGACUCCUUCCGCGACUACUGCCAGGAAAAACUCAUGCCUCGCAUCGUCAUGGCCAACAGACAUGAGCAUUUCCACCGUGAGAUUGUUCCCGAGAUGGGAGAGUUGGGUGUUCUUGGCCCCACUAUUAAAGGUUACGGCUGUGCGGGAACAAGUUAUGUGGCAUAUGGCUUGAUUGCCAGAGAGAUUGAAAGGGUGGACAGUGGCUAUCGCUCAGUCAUGAGCGUACAGUCCUCACUGGUCAUGCAUCCCAUUAAUGCUUAUGGCACAGAGGCCCAGAAGGAGAAAUACCUACCCAGGCUGGCUCGUGGAGAAAUCCUUGGCUGUUUUGGCUUGACCGAGCCUAACCAUGGCAGCGAUCCCAGCAGCAUGGAGACCAAGGCCAUAUACAACCCAUCUAGCGGUACUUUCACCAUCAGUGGAGCCAAAACAUGGAUCACCAAUUCCCCUGAAGCAGACAUUGCAGUGGUCUGGGCCAAGUGCGAAGAUGGAAAGGUGCGCGGCUUCAUCUUAGAGCGUGGAAUGAAGGGUCUUGCUACCCCGAAGAUAGAGGGCAAGUUCUCUCUGAGGGCCUCCGCCACUGGCAUGAUUCUAAUGGAUGAAGUGGAAGUUCCUCAGGAGAACCUUCUGCCAAAUGUCUCUGGUCUGGCUGGUCCCUUCGGCUGCCUCAACAAUGCUCGGUAUGGCAUCGCCUGGGGAGCUCUGGGAGCGGCGGAAUUCUGUUUCCAUGCAGCAAGACAGUAUACUUUGGACAGAAUUCAAUUUGGGGUGCCACUGGCGAGGAAUCAGCUUAUGCAGAAGAAGAUGGCUGACAUGUUGACAGAGAUCACCAUCGGGCUGCAGUCAUGUUUAUCCCUGGGAAGACUUAUUGAUGAGAAGAAAGCAGCUCCCGAAAUGAUUUCCAUGCUGAAGAGGAAUAGCUGUGGCAAAGCUUUAGAUAUCACAAGGCAAGCCCGAGACAUGCUGGGAGGGAACGGAAUUGCUGACGAGUACCACAUCAUCCGUCAUGUCAUGAACCUAGAGGCUGUUAACACCUAUGAAGGAACCCAUGACAUCCACGCCUUGAUCCUGGGCAGAGCAAUUACUGGACUUCAAUCAUUUACAGUUGAACAGUAAAAUGUUGACAGGUUCAAUGAGAAGAUGAAAAAGGGAUUAUUGGAUGUGAUUGCCAUCUUUGUGGGUGUUUUAGGUUGAGGAUUUCAUUUAUGUAAAGGCUAUCUCAAUAGUCACUAUACACCCCUUCCCCUUUUUAGUUUUAGAUAUCAUUCCUUCAGACAUGAGGUCAUCAAUACUUGUCGGUAUCCAGUUUAGAGAAACAUGCCAUGGAUAUUGUAAAUCUGUACUACACGUUGGAGUGGUGACACAGCCAUAAAUGUUGCAGGGAAACAUUUUUGCAAUCCUGCUGAAAUGGUAACCCAUGGGAAAUGGCUUACUGAAAAGCAGUAAAACAUAGGCUGUCAAAUGCUAAGUGGCCUCUUGUCUAACGAAAUGAUGAAAUGGAAUCGCAAAGGCAAGAAGAAAAAAACUGAGGUGGUUAGUGACUUGAAGAAGGAAAAAACUGAAGUGGUUAGUGACUUAGUCACUUAGGGUGUUGCAUGAAAACCUUGUCGGACUAUAAAUGAACAUCUGCUUUUUAUUCAUGGUGUUUUUAAUACAAAUUUAAAUAAUGGACAUUGGGGUGGCUAAGGUGUUCCAUGUGAAAAGAAAACUGCAAUUCUACACUGUGCGGUCUCGUGUUACUUUUUGCACUCAACUCUGAUUACGCAAUACUUUCAAUGAACCUGAAAAUGGGGCAAAGAAUGUACUAAGCGUGUGCUUUUACUUAAAGACUGAAAUCUGAACGAUUGGCCCCUAUGUCUACAACAUCCUCAACAACGGAUAUACUCUGAGAAUUGGAGGAAGGAACCUGACUAUUCUGAGAACCUGAAAGCAAUCUAGUCUGUCAUGGAUUCUGCUGUGCCGUUGACGGCGAGGCCAUCUCGCAGGCCGGUCAGCACUUUGCUGGCCUCCAGGAGCUCCCUGUGGAGUUUGGAGCAGAUAUCCAGCACAUUGGUCAACUCCAUCAGCUUCACCUGCAUCUCGUCGCUGUUCUCUUCGUAGGCCUUGUACAAGUCCCCCUUCAUUUGUUGGCAUACCUCCGUCACCUUUGGAAGGGCCACAGAGGCAGGGGUCUCAUUUGGUUUGCAUGUCAACAACAAAAGCUGUACACAUUAUUAUUAUUAUUAAUAAAACAAAUUAUCUACCUUGUC
Messenger RNA from Syngnathus acus (greater pipefish), 2623 nucleotides. Its product is annotated as glutaryl-CoA dehydrogenase, mitochondrial-like. Gene Ontology annotation, biological process: fatty-acyl-CoA biosynthetic process; fatty acid beta-oxidation using acyl-CoA dehydrogenase. Gene Ontology annotation, molecular function: fatty-acyl-CoA binding; glutaryl-CoA dehydrogenase activity; flavin adenine dinucleotide binding. The coding region runs from base 126 to 1490 and encodes 454 amino acids. The record is from RefSeq and is a predicted model, not a curated record. Gene Ontology annotation, cellular component: mitochondrial inner membrane. The transcript has 12 exons. Lineage: Eukaryota; Metazoa; Chordata; Actinopteri; Syngnathiformes; Syngnathidae.